AUGGCUAUAUCACCUCCACCAACUCCCACACCACAACAUGCUUUUUGUUUGAAAUUUUUUCAUUCGCCGUGUUGUUUUUCUUCACAGCAGGUAGAGAUACAUCGGGUCACUCAUUCAUCUCUUAGCGACAAGUACUUCCACGUGGUGGAGCUAAUCGAGCCGUACAUCUCGCCAUCCGGCCAGCACCAUAAGAUCGGCAGGGGCAGAUACAUCCCUGUGGAAGUGAACGUGGACUACCUCAACCCCCAGCAAGCUCGGUUCGAUCAGAGGUUGAACAUCAUGCUGAUGAGUAGAGCACCCGUCGUCUGGUACAUCUACUGCAAGGGCAACGAUCGAUUUCAGUUUAUUGUAAGCGGGAAGGCCCGCGAUCUCGAGGAAUCCCUGAGUGAAUGGGGUAGCGCCGUUGAGGAAAUUCCCGACAAUGCCACCGGGGAGAGUUAUUUGCAGUGGGCUACGGAGAGUUAUGGCAAGCCCCUUUACUAUACUCGGGUGAAAAAAGCCAACAAGAUUCAGAUUCUCAUCGGGGCUAUGAAGACUGGCAGAAGGAAGCCUGUCACUGAUGACGUACCGGUGUUUAAAGGCAGGCAGGUAUCGAGAUUGGACGAUGACUACGUUGUGCCGACUGUGAAUCACAUGGUCGAGUUUGUGAGAAACUACUUCGUCGUCAACUGUCACAAUGAUGUUCUCGACGUCGUCCUACCUUACUAUAAUCUCAAGUACAACCCGAGGAAAUACUAUUUCACCCUAUCUGAUGUCUCCUGCAAGCCAGAUGUGCUACCCGAAGCCUUCCACUGGCGUACUUCCGUAGGCAAGUGUGGGACCAAGGCCGAUGAAAAUACACCGAAGAUGAUUCGGAAUGAGGUUGAGAUUGGGACAUUUGGGGUUGGGAUUAAUAUACUCAUUCACGAGUACAUGUCUAGUACUCGUGAAUUCCUCGAUUAUAAGAGCCCCACCACUUUGCCCAUCUACUGCAAGACUAAUAACUUGCACGAUAUCUUGUUUCAGCCCCCUCAGACCGAGGUGUCGUACAGGGCCUAUGGCUACAGGGACGAUGGCUCCUACCCAAACUACCCCAUCAACCUCAAAAAUGACAAAAUUCUCUUCUUGAUAGCGGAUCUUAGAAUAAAAGUGAAGGUGGAGCCCUUUGUUAGAGCUAGAUUCGACAACUGCUGGGCAGAAACGGCCGGUGAUAGCGAGGAUGCUAACAUCACGAGAAUUGAACUAUUGCGCGAUGGCUGCAUGUUAGACGAAGACAUGCUGGCUUGGAAGUGGCGGGUAAGCAACCACAAGGGUUUCAUAAUAGGGGAGUACCUAACUCAGGAUCGAAUCCACAGAAAUCUAAACGACUACCUCACAUCGUUUCACGCUGGUGUGGCCAACGAACGCCACGACGACUUGUGGCUCGAAGAAGGGCUGCAGUAUAAUUACAGACCCCUCUCCGUUACUAAUAAUAGCACUGUUGUCAAGUGUACUGUCUCUAUGUGCGUUAAAUCCAGGCAUGACUCUGUGCCUGGUCUGCUACAGUGCGCCAGAGGGCUGAGGGACAAAUGCAGAUCUCCAAUGUUGACGAAACUCUUCAGCGAUAUUGCCAACAAUGGCCAUCAUCGUAAUGACGUCAUCGACAACAACAACAACAACAACAAUAAUAAUAAUAACCAUAAGAAUAAUACAGACAUCCAUAACAAUAAUAAUAACGAGGAGGAAGAAGAAGAAGAAGAAGAAGUUGAAAUUCCUCCUCCCACAAAUGUUACCAUGGGUCCUUUCGUUGUUGUAGAUGGGAUAUUCUUGCGUUCGAACCCGGUUACUACUGCUCUAUCCCGACCAAGCAACAUUACAAACGAGAACUACAUUUUCCACUUCCUCGGCAACCAGGAGACCCCUAGACCGCCCCCUCCAACCACCCCGAAAACCCCAAGACGCAGAAAAAUCAACGACAGCAGCAAUAACAUUACCACUAACAGCCACAACGGCCACAACAGCCACAACAACGGCAAAUUCAGUGACGACGGCUACAUCAAUAAGAAUGCCGCGGACGACAUGCACGACGUUAAUGAUGCUUACAAAAAUUUAAGGAGCCAUCACGGUGAUAACGAUCCCAGUAAUCAUAAUCACAAUCAUCCGAGUGUCCAGAAUCACAAUGAUGACGAUGAUGGUGGUGUUGGUGGUAUGAGUGACAAAAAUAAUCAUCAAUACCAUCUUCACCAUCAUCAUCACACUGACGUCAGUGAUGGUAGUGAUGAUGGUGGGGGAGUUGCUGAGAAAGUUCAACUGGCCGAAAGUGGUGAUGGUGGUGGAAAGUGUAAUGAAGGUACGAUAGCCGUACCGACUGUAGUGUUGAUAGCCAUAGGGGCCUUCGGCAUUGGCGCCCUACUCGUCGGAACACUAUGGUGCAUUCACAGUAGGACUGGUCACAGGAAGAAGAAGGUGACGGGGACGUCGAGGUGCAUGCCCCGAGCCACACUCAUCAAAAAAAAUGCAGAAUCCACGCAAGGAACUCUGACCAAUCAGACGUGCUGCCCUACGUUUGCUAACUCGUGAUUGGCUGGACGGCGAUUGACACUAUACAACUAUCUACCUACAUUUUCAUAUAUAUAUAUAUGUAUAUAUAUAUAUCACAUUGGGCAUUUUAUUUCAUCAUCAUAAGAAUGAAUAAUCAUUGUUAUCAUUUGCAUGGUCAUUAUUACCUUAUCAUUGUAUCUGGCAUCAUCGUACAACUUGGUUGUUAUUGUUUCUUACUCAUGGUACUUUUUUAAUUUUUAACUUUUCGGUUUAGGUGAUGAAAAACGGAUUAUUGCUCGGGCGUUUUUUCAUUCGUUCAUUCGUACAUUCAUUCAUUCAUUCGCUCGUUCAUUCGUUCGUUCGUUCGUUCGUUUAUUUAUAUGUUAUAUGUUGUUGCGAUGUUAAUGCUGAACUCGCUGGCAUUAAUUGAUCAGUUAAUUAUUUAUUUAUAUUAGUACUUGUUAUAAAAAUAAUAAUUAUCAUUAUCAUUUCAUUAUUUUCAUUAGUAAGUCAUAUUGAUCGUCAGCUAAUGUUACAUACAGUCAUAUGAUUUCCUCAUAAUCAUAUCAGUUAUGUGGUCUGUGUGUGUGUAUGUGUGUGUGUCUACGUGUGUGUGUGCGUGCGUUUGUGUGUGUUUGUAUAAUGAAUAUAGGAGUAAAUUUUUUCAUUAAAUUCGCUUGGCGUAAGAAAAUAUAUUACCGCAUGCCAGACAGGAGAGUUGAGAUUUCGUCAUAAUUAU
Helobdella robusta is the source of this 3238-nucleotide messenger RNA. RefSeq lists its product as hypothetical. Bases 1 to 2538 code for a protein of 845 amino acids. The record is from RefSeq and is a predicted model, not a curated record. The transcript is spliced from 16 exons. NCBI's taxonomy places the organism in Eukaryota, Metazoa, Annelida, Clitellata, Rhynchobdellida, Glossiphoniidae.